AUGUCCGAGAAAAAUGCGUUCCAAAGAUUCGCAAGUGAGCAAUACUUUUCCGGGGACAGGACUCUCGAGUUAACAGGUACAGGUCCCAACGAGCGACGCACCAUAAGUCGCGAGGACUUGGGCUUCUACAAUGCAGUUGUAGUAUCGGCCGUCUACGAAUUUGCGGGCGAAAACAUUGAUGUCAAGUCGGUGCAUUCUUUCGUUCAGCCAUUGAACCGAUGCAUUGAGGAGCAUCCUCAUUUGACCGUGGUAAUUAAGGACGCGCACACCGAGAAGCCAUAUUAUGAAAGCGUCUCAAAUAUAAACCUCGCGGACCAUGUAUUCAUGCUUGGUGAUGAUGAAGCUAGAGAUGAUGACACUGCGACAUUAGAAAAAAUUCUACCGCCGAUUCUGGAUCAGCCAUGGCCUCCUUCAGUACCGCCUUGGCGGAUUGUCGUCCUCUCCUUGCCACCACAACGGGGUACGAAAAUACCGCGUUGCCUUAUAGCAUUCGCGUUUUCUCAUACCAUUGGGGAUGGUAUAGCUGGACUCGCAUUCCAUCGCACUUUCUUGGACGCAUGCCAGUUGCAGACGACGACCAACGAAGAGACGUUUAUGUUCACUGUACCAAGGCCGACACUCCCGGCCCCCUUCGACACGCCACAAACACUUCCCAUCUCCUGGUCAUUCCUUCUUGGGCCCCUGAUAGCUGUCCUCCUCCCAAAGUUCAUUGCUAACUUCCUCGGGCUUCACGCAGCGGCUAGUACAGUUGAUGCAGGUACCUGGACUGGAUCCCCCAUCUUCUUCAAUCCAGGCUCUCUUUACAGUAAAAUCAGGCUCCUAGAGAUAGAAGGCCCCCUGGUGAAAAAAGCCUUACAGGUGUCGAGAACUCACGAUGCCAAGCUCACUGGUACAAUACACCAGCUAAUCGUCCGGGCUCUAAGCAAGGCCCUUCCAGACCGAAAUAUCACCAAUUUUGUCUCGGGAACAGCAAUCAACAUGCGUGGGUCAGUCGGCGCACCAAACUAUGAAUGGGGGCUUUAUGUCUCCGGCUAUUAUGAGGCACAUCCACGUGUGGAUGCAGCCACUGGGCUGACUGAUGCGAUGUGGGCAGCUGCGAGCUCGAUGACGAAGAACCUCGCGGAAUGUGCUGUGACGCUGCAAGAUCAAGCUAUUGGCCUUCUGAGAUACGCGCCUAGUAUCAGGAAUUGGACACUGGGAAAGAUUGGAGACCAGCGAGACUCCUCGUACGAGGUGAGCAACCUGCUUGUCUUUGAUGGCAGCGGCGAGGGGAAACGGAGCAGGAUCACCAAGAUGGUAUUUGCCCAGCCGGGGAACACUCCAAGUGCGCCGCUUGUUUUCAAUUUGGUGAGUGUCAAGGGAGGUAGCAUGAUGUGUGCCGUGAGUUGGCAAGAAGGAGCGUUGGGGAUUCCGCUAGAGCAGGAGACGGCCUUUGUCGAUGAGAUAAUUUUAUCGUUGCGAGCGGACUUUGAGGGUUUAGGAAAUAUACCUGGCGAACCCGUAUGCUUCGACGGUGGAUCUCUCAACGAGGCAGAUGCUGUGUUUGGACUAAAGUGA
This is a messenger RNA of Venustampulla echinocandica, 1557 nucleotides long. RefSeq names its product Alcohol acetyltransferase. Bases 1 to 1557 code for a protein of 518 amino acids. The transcript is spliced from 2 exons. The record is from RefSeq and is a predicted model, not a curated record. NCBI's taxonomy places the organism in Eukaryota, Fungi, Ascomycota, Leotiomycetes, Helotiales, Pleuroascaceae. Gene Ontology annotation, molecular function: N-acetyltransferase activity.